AUGAGGGAUGGCGGCGUCAGGGACGGAGAUGUCGGCCUCUGGGACGGGGACGAUAGGGCUCCAGGGAAGGGGACGGCGGCCUCCGGGAUGCAGACGACAGGGUUCUGGGGACAACAGCCUCCAGGACGGGGACGACUGGGCUCCGGGGAUGGUGGCAUUGGGGAGGAUGUGGUAGAGAUGGCGACAUCAGGGAGGAUGCGGCAAGGAACACCCAAAGAUCGAAGGUUUGUGAUGCCGACCUCUAAGGAUGGAAAUAAUCCCAAAGGAACUAGUGUGGAGAAGGACACAGUUGAUGCGUCUCCUCAUGUUCUCGUAGUUGAUGAUUCCCUUGUUGAUCGUUGUGUUAUUUCCAUGGCCUUAAAAAGCUAUAACAUACGUGUGACUGUAGUGGAAGGUCCCAAGCAGGCCCUGGAGGUUUUGGAUGUGGAACAUGAUGUGAAGAUGAUUGUGACAGAUUACUGUAUGCCAGACAUGACUGGCUAUGGUCUCCUUUUGGAAGUGAAGAAAUCACCCAAGCUGAGGCACAUCCCUGUGGUCAUUGUAUCUUCUGAUAACAUUCCAGAAAGGAUCAAAAUGUGCUUGGAUGGAGGUGCAAUGGAUUACAUCCUGAAGCCUAUCAAGGCUGCUGAUGUGCCUCACAUUUUGAGCUACAUAUGA
Molecule: messenger RNA, 657 nt
Organism: Phragmites australis (common reed)
Lineage: Eukaryota; Viridiplantae; Streptophyta; Magnoliopsida; Poales; Poaceae
Product: two-component response regulator ORR12-like
Exons: 6
Coding region: 1-657 (218 amino acids)
Biological process (GO): phosphorelay signal transduction system; cytokinin-activated signaling pathway
Source: RefSeq, a predicted model, not a curated record